Acanthisitta chloris (rifleman) is the source of this 274-nucleotide messenger RNA. Its product is annotated as myosin-7-like. NCBI's taxonomy places the organism in Eukaryota, Metazoa, Chordata, Aves, Passeriformes, Acanthisittidae. The annotation marks the transcript as partial. The record is from RefSeq and is a predicted model, not a curated record. The transcript has 4 exons. Gene Ontology annotation, cellular component: myosin complex.
GGUCUCCGCAAGUCUGAACGUCGUGUCAAGGAGCUCAGCUACCAGACGGAGGAGGACCGCAAGAACCUGGUCCGGCUCCAGGAUCUGGUGGACAAGCUCCAGCUGAAGGUCAAGGCCUACAAGCGACAGGCAGAGGAGGCGGAGGAACAGGCUAACACCAAUCUGGCUAAGUUCCGCAAGGCACAGCACGAGCUGGAUGAGGCAGAGGAGCGGGAUGUUGUCUACCUUGACCUUAGGAAGGCUUUUCACACUGUCUCCCAUAACAUCCUCGGAA